AUGUCUGCCAAUGACCGCGCCGCGUAUAUGAGCGCUCCACGACCCCGCGCCGUCUCCAAUCGCGUCGAUUCCGAAACCCGUGGACCGUCGCCGCUACAAGUCGAGAACAAGGAUCCUUUGCGCCACAGCACCUCGAGUCAGAAACACAGAGCUUCCCGCGAUCAGAAGAGCAUGUCCGAGAAGCGCCAAGAACGAAUGGUGGUCACAUCACGGGAAAAGGCAGUGCGAAGGAACCCUGCGAACCCUGCAGCUAGCAGAGGCGAUUGGGAUAGGACUCGGCCUCGGAAGCCCGUUCAACUCGAUGACGCAAACCCCAGUUCUCGGAAUGGGGAUAAUGGCGCGGUAGAUUCUCCGUGGAAUCCCCAAGCGUCAUUGAUACCACACUCGACAGCUCCCCUCGCAUGUCGUGUAUCAGUUCCCCCUCUAGCUUCGACGGCCCCGCAAGCCCUUCACCCUCGGCCACUCCGAGAGCUCUCACCCGAUGCCCAGGAAGCAGCGAUCCUGGAGGACUUGUUGUUCGUCUUCAUGGGAUUUGAAGGUCAAUACAUUCACUACGCUAGCUCAUACGAUCCAUCGAUCGAGAAAGACCGGCUUACGGGCCCAGUCUUCAAGAUAGCCCCGGGCCUAGAUCCGACACUCCGUGACCUCAUCCAGUCAAUGCUGAAAAUGGCGACACACUACAGUGCUAUGGAGGCAUUUGUGGAAAUACAAAGCCGCGCUGAGUGUGGCGCCGUCAGUCACUCGCUGUGUGCAUCUAUUCGAAGACUCCUCAAAGACUACCUGAUCCUUAUCGCCCAGCUGGAAGGCCAGCUGCUGAACAAUCCUACAUUUACCUUGCACCUCCUUCAUCUCCACACAAUGCCCACCAGUCAAUGUCUAGCCCAACUAUAUUCGAUGGGCCAGGAACUGCUGCUCAAAAAUGGUCUUCUAGAUGAAGACCUUGAGGAGUCGAUUGACGACUUCGAUGAAGAUGUUGACAAUAUACUUGAACAGCUCAAAGAAGGCGGAGACUUAGUACCAGGGUCUAUGGCCCGCAAGAAAAUGUGCAAAGGAGGCAAUAUUCUUGGACUCCUAACGGGACGUCUGGCCUCAUUCUCAGGUGAUCCAAUCACCAAAACCCUGCUUCAGACGUUACUGCGUGAUGCCAGUAGGCCUUACAUGGCCAUGCUGAACGAAUGGCUGCACCACGGCGGUAUCAAAGAUCCCCACGCCGAGUUCCUAGUCAAGGAACAAAAAUGGAUCAAACGCGAGAAACUCGAGGAGGACUACACGGACGAGUAUUGGGAGAAACGCUAUACGAUUCGAGAGCACGAGGUUCCGCCUCAGCUGAAGAGCGUGCAGGAUAAAGUUUUACUCGCUGGAAAGUAUCUCAACGUGGUGCGUGAAUGCGGUGGUGUCGACGUCAGCAAAGAGGUCAAAGAUGUCCCGAACACGCUCGACGAUCCACGCUUCUUGGACAACGUAAAUUCCGCCUACACCUACGCCAAUGCUUCCUUGUUGAAUCUUCUCGUCACGAAAAACUCCCUUACUACCCGGUUCCGCUCCCUGAAACAUUACUUCUUCCUGGAUCGCUCCGAUUUCUUUUCGUACUUUCUUGAACUUGGUGCUUCCGAGCUACGAAAACCGGCACGCGCUGUCAACGAGGGCAAGCUCCAGUCUCUAUUGGAUAUUGUCCUUCGACAGCCCGGCAGUGUUGCAGCACUGGACCCGUUCAAGGAAGACGUCAAGGUGCGAAUGAACAAGAUCGGCCUCACGAAAUGGUUGAUGCAAGUUGUGAAUGUUUCAGGAGUCAACCAAGAGGGCGCAGAAGCGGAGAAGCAACAAGUGUCCGCCGUCCAUUCCACCGACGAGGACAAAGAUAUUCUUGGAUUCGAUGCGCUUGAGCUGGACUAUUCAGUUCCAUUCCCUCUGUCAUUGGUCAUUAGCCGCAAGACUGUUCUGCGGUAUCAACUUAUUUUCCGUCAUCUUCUGUCGCUGCGCCAUCUCGAGACGUUGCUGGUCACGUCCUGGGCAGACCAGAACAAAACCACCAGCUGGCGUCAUAAGUCCUCCGAUCGACGGCUUGAAAUAUGGAAACGACGGGCGUGGAACCUGCGCGCGAAGAUGUUGGUGUUUGUUCAGCAGCUUUUGUACUUUUGUACGGCCGAGGUCAUUGAGCCGAAUUGGGUGGGUCUGAUGGACCGUGUCAACAGCGUUGACGCCGAUGCGUCGGAGGUGGAGGAAAAUGAUAUGAAGCAGGUCAACCGGACGGUUGAUGAACUGAUGCAGGAUCAUGUGGAUUUCUUGGAUACGUGUUUGAAGGAAUGCAUGCUCACACAGGCUAAACUGUUGAAGAUUCAUUCGAAACUGGUGACUUGCUGCACCAUGUUUGCUUCCUGGACUGCGGCAUCACUUUCACGCGCCUUGGCCUCAGCCGAUCCCGACCUGGCUGGAGGCAAAGUCCCGGGCGCUGAUGCCAGAGGAUAUGAUCCAACGCGAAUUGGAAAACUCGAGGACACAUUGAAACGAUACGAGGAUCAUUUCUCGCGCCAUCUUCGCAUUUUGAUGGACAGCUUGAACUACUUCGCUGCCACGGAGAGUGUGGUCCUUCUGAAGCUUGCACACUCCUUGACCUCUAUCAGCCGAGAGGAGAGUAAAGAGGAUUGA
Penicillium mononematosum is the source of this 2646-nucleotide messenger RNA. RefSeq names its product gamma-tubulin-complex subunit SPC97. Gene Ontology annotation, molecular function: gamma-tubulin binding; microtubule minus-end binding. Gene Ontology annotation, cellular component: spindle pole; gamma-tubulin small complex; equatorial microtubule organizing center. The record is from RefSeq and is a predicted model, not a curated record. Lineage: Eukaryota; Fungi; Ascomycota; Eurotiomycetes; Eurotiales; Aspergillaceae. Gene Ontology annotation, biological process: microtubule nucleation; spindle assembly; cytoplasmic microtubule organization. Bases 1 to 2646 code for a protein of 881 amino acids. The transcript has 4 exons.